This is a messenger RNA of Dentiscutata erythropus, 2016 nucleotides long. NCBI's taxonomy places the organism in Eukaryota, Fungi, Glomeromycota, Glomeromycetes, Diversisporales, Gigasporaceae. The record is from the annotation of a GenBank genome assembly.
UUUAAUAUUGUUCAACUUUUCAGGAAGCAUACUAUUUUUAGUCUUGACCAUUGUUUUUUUAUUCGUUUGUCUACUGAUAUUUAUGGGGAUCGUUACUAUGUGGAUGAUUCUCAAGCAAAAAUUUCCGAAGAACUCUCCGCGCAUGUCACCAAAAUUAAGCAUGAAAUCGCAGAUGAUCUCUCUGCACGUGGUACUAAGAUUGCCAAUGAACUUGACAGAAAAAAUAAUACAACUAUUACUGCGGAAAUCAAAAGAAUCCUUACUGAUGAUGUCUAUAGAAAACUUACUGCAGAAAUUAAUACUAAAAUCAUCAACGAGCUUUCCACACACCUGUCUGAAAUUAAUACUGAACUUAAUAGUAAACUUAUCAUAGAAAUCACCAAAAUUAAUACACGUGAUGCUGGCUAUGCCUCUGAGGCGCAGAAAAUUUUUUCAAUGGUUAAUAACAUAACUAUGAAAGUUAAUAAUAUCGAAGAAUCCUGCUGUAAUGAAUUUAGCAGAAUUAAUGUUGUUAUCGAAGAUCUCCAAAACAAAAUAAACCAACAUUACGCAGUGGUUCAAAAAUCCGAUUUUGAUCAACAAAUAACGAUGUGGGUGCUUCUUGAAGAGAAGGUGAGUGCCAUAGAAGUCGAUAUUAAUCAGAACAAUUAUAUGACUUGUAGUUUUAACUUAGACUGCCUUAAACCUAUUCUUCGUGAAAAAUUCAAAGUUCUUAAGAAUGUUGAACCAGAAGAUGUCGAAUUUUUUACCUUUAAUAACCGCAUAAAUCCACUUCUACCAGGAACCAACUUUAAUUCCUUAUCCAGGAGUACAACUGACACUACACCACUUGUAGUCCGGUAUCUUCUAUCAACUUCAACCGUUAUUGUUUGUUGCAAUCUUUCAACAUCAUGGUUUAAGUCUAGUUUCCCACAUACAAGCGGGCUCUGGUAUCUUGUUCAUAAUGUUGCAAAAUCAAAGUUUCAAACCCUGCGAUUAAAUACAGUUCAAUAUAGUUUCAUUCAUAAUGAGAAUAAUAACAAACAACAAAUAGAAAACGAAUUUCAGUUCAAUGAAAUAAUAGCGGAUAUUCAACCGAAUGAAAAAGGAAGGAAUGCAUAUGGUGAUUGGGAAAUUGGUGAGGCUCUAAAUGAGUUCUUGCAUCAAAGGGAGGCUAUUGCCCAACUUAUUGAUGAACUUAAAAAAAGGAAGAGUGCAUUUGGCAUUGUCAAUCGAAAUGAAUCAACUUGUCGAGAGUUCAUCUUGCCUUUAAUGUCCACAGCAGUCACCUAUGUCCAAAAAGAAGCAAAAGAAUUAUUACUUAAAGCCGAAAAAUGGAUCGAUGGGACAAAAGCUUAUAGACCUAUUUAUUACUCGAUUUCUAUUGAAGAAGUGCUUGUUUUAGUCCAAGAAGUUAAGAAAGAUGACUUUGAAAAAGGAACUGCACAAAAUAUCGCACAGAUUCAUAGUGAAAUAGAGGUAGAUCUGAGAGAUGAAGAAGUUCCUGUUGUAAUGUAUGGAAUCGUUACAAAUGCAUUACAAUGGUAUUUUUUUCGUUGGGCAGGUUCAUCAGAUAAUCCAACAGUUGAAUUAUCUGGUCCGCAUAUUUGUGAAUUCGACAGUAAUGCUAUGGAACAAGAGAAUGCAAUAUGUGAUGUCAGAGUCAAGGAACUAGAACAAAAGAACAUGGAGCUUGAAGCUAGACUUGCAAUAGUGGAACAGACUUCCUUUGUUGUGAAUGGUCAGACACAGAAUGUGGACCAACAAAAUAAUGCCGACACCAAGUCAAUAGAAGGGAUAGCAAAGGUAUCAGAUAGGGAAAUAGAUGAUUUUGUUCCCGAAGAACUGAUACCAAAGACAGACUAUGAUAGUGAUUGUAGCCAUGACAAUGAUUCUGAAGAAGACGUAUCAUUUUCUGAUAAUGAUAAGAUAAAUGAUAUAGACAUGAUGGUUUCUGAUGAUGAAGAAAAUGUAGAUUAUUACUAUGAUUUAAGAACCGGUAAUGUAACUUAUAAAAAAUUGAUUAGCGUAUAUUAG